Sinocyclocheilus rhinocerous is the source of this 705-nucleotide messenger RNA. RefSeq names its product transmembrane protein 170B-like. The record is from RefSeq and is a predicted model, not a curated record. The coding region runs from base 155 to 613 and encodes 152 amino acids. Lineage: Eukaryota; Metazoa; Chordata; Actinopteri; Cypriniformes; Cyprinidae. Gene Ontology annotation, cellular component: plasma membrane. Gene Ontology annotation, biological process: negative regulation of canonical Wnt signaling pathway. The transcript is spliced from 3 exons.
GUAUGUGAGUGAGAGUGAGAGGGUGUGUGUGUGUGUGUGUAUGUGUAUGUGUGUGUCAGCCGUACCCAUCAUGGCCCCUGAGCAGCAGCUGAUCAGACGGACCGCCGCUCCGCCAUCCUCCUCCAGCGAGCAGCGGCACCGGUGAAGAGGCUCCAUGUGUCCCCCAUCCUCGGUCAGAUUUCUGAGCAAGAGGGCCGCGCUCCAGCCGUCCAGCGCGAACAUGAAUAAGGAUUAUUCCAUUAAUCUAUCGGUGCAGCAAGUGCUCAGCCUGUGGGUCCAGGGCACGGUACCGACCCUACAGCACUUCACAGAAAUGUGGUACUGGGUGUUCCUGUGGUGUCUAUUCUCGUCUCUGUUCAUUCACAGUGCCGUGGGUCUGCUGAUGUGUGUGACUCUGCAGCGUCAUAAGAGAGGACGGCUCAUCACACUGGUGCUCAUCAGCGUGGGGUUCCUGGCCUCUCUCACCGGCGGGGUCAUCACUAGUGCAGCAGUGGCAGGUGUGUACCGUGUGGCAGGGAAGGACAUGGCUCCUCUUGAAGCUCUGGUUUUUGGGGUGGGCCAGACCGCUCUCACCGUCAUCAUCUCAUUCUCACGGAUCUUGGCCACUCUUUAAACGGACUGAAAGCAUCAUUGACUGACACACCCAACAGCCAAUCGGCCGGCAGAAGAGCCGGGGUCGAGGUGAGUGGGGUUUAACCACAGAGG